AUGUCUAGCCGAGUGGUUAGUACCUACCUCCCGUGGGGGCUGGAUCGCUCAUAUCAGAGGGAUUGGCCGGAUGAUGGAAAUGUGUGGACCAGAGUCAUUUACUGGACCGAUCGCGCACCAGCUCUUUAUCGGCUUCCGGCCCCUAGUUAUACUGGAGGCGUGCAUCUCCCGUCAAGACACGUUCCUUUCUUCGGUCGAGUGGCGGACAAUACCUUUUGCAUUUCAUGA
Molecule: messenger RNA, 228 nt
Organism: Aspergillus luchuensis
Lineage: Eukaryota; Fungi; Ascomycota; Eurotiomycetes; Eurotiales; Aspergillaceae
Exons: 3
Coding region: 1-228 (75 amino acids)
Source: RefSeq, a predicted model, not a curated record